Molecule: messenger RNA, 3555 nt
Organism: Myripristis murdjan (pinecone soldierfish)
Lineage: Eukaryota; Metazoa; Chordata; Actinopteri; Holocentriformes; Holocentridae
Gene: tefa
Product: TEF transcription factor, PAR bZIP family member a
Exons: 5
Coding region: 198-1172 (324 amino acids)
Biological process (GO): regulation of transcription by RNA polymerase II
Cellular component (GO): nucleus
Molecular function (GO): DNA-binding transcription factor activity, RNA polymerase II-specific; RNA polymerase II cis-regulatory region sequence-specific DNA binding
Source: RefSeq, a predicted model, not a curated record
AACAGGUCGGCGAUGCCUUGACGCUCUCAGUUACGUUUUUCCAAGCCUCGAUUUUGAUCCUUUUGUAAACAUUUGAACUGAAACAAAUUAUUGUACGUGUUGGAAGCGCGUUACAGGGAUUCACAGGGAGCGGAUAUUAAAGACGAGCGGCAUUUCUGUUUCAGGUUGCGGUUAUUUUUUUUUUUGCCUAAACAAAAAUGUCGGGAGAGCCGAUUGUUAUCACGCUGGAAACGACCACGGGGGCCCCGGGUUCACUCCCGGUGGUUUUGAAGAAAAUAAUGGAAAUACCUCCGCCGAAUUUACUGGAGGGUGACGACGAGACUGACAAGGAGAAGCUGUGUCUCGAUGACGAUGCGGACCUGGGCAGUGGAGGCAGCGGGAUGGGCCCCUCGGCUGCCCUGACCCCCGCCAUCUGGGAGAAGACCAUUCCCUACGAUGGCGAGAACUUCCACCUGGAGUACAUGGACCUGGAGGAGUUCCUCAUGGAGAACGGCAUCCCCACCUCUCCCGACGACGACUCCCAGGAUGACCAGGACAGAGAUGCCCAGAAGACAAAGGAGAAACCCAAGGCGGCCGCCCCCGCCCAGGUGACGAAGGCUGCCAAGGCCCCUGCCGCCCCCGUGGCCCUCAUGCCCAUCCUGGAGCUGGACCAGUGUGAGGAGGAGGUGGUCACCAUCACCAUGAGCCCUCAGGAGAUCAGCUCUGACGUCACUACAGAGGUGACCACAGGCAAGGAGCGGGCGACGCCCGAGCUUAUCAACCCCGAUGACAUAGAGGUGGAUGUGAAGUUUGAGCCCGAUCCCACUGACCUGGUCCUGUCCAGCGUGCCUGGAGGCGAACUGUUCAACCCGCGCAAGCACAAGUUCAGCGAGGAGGAGCUCAAGCCUCAGCCGAUGAUCAAGAAGGCCAAGAAGGUGUUUGUACCUGAGGAGCAGAAGGAUGAGAAGUACUGGCAGAGGAGGAGGAAGAACAACGUGGCGGCCAAGCGCUCGCGCGACGCCCGCCGGCUAAAGGAGAACCAGAUCACGGUGCGGGCGGCCUUCCUGGAGCGCGAGAACACGGCGCUGCGGACGGAGGUGGCCGAGCUGCGGAAGGAGUGCGGCCGCUACAAGAACGUGGUGGCCCGCUACGCAGCCAAAUAUGGACAAAUCGGGCAGCCAGAAGACCUAUAGACUAUAAUUGAUUUAUUCAUUUAUUUUUCAGACGUUGAUUUGGAAUGAAUAAAUAAAUCAAAUAGUUUGGGGGGUCAGUGUGUGAGAACGAUAGCUCGCUGAGAUGAAGAGGAGGAUGAAGAGGAGGAGCGCGCGUGUGUGUGUGUGAGUGUGUGUGUGUGUGUGUGUGUGUGUGAGACUGAGAUCGCCAUGUAGAUACAACAGCAUGUUGUUUUAAGACAUGAGUUUUGGAUUUUUAUUUCUACUUUUUUUUUUCUGUGUUUUUGUUUUUAAAAAUCUGUACUUACCAUCCAUGUGAGUUGGUCGGGUGAAUGUGUGACACUCAAGUGCUUCCUCAUGCACCUCAUUGAUGAUGAUGAUGAUGAAUUGUAUUUUGCUCAUGUUUUGUACACCAUUGCCUGAAUGAGAUCAUUUACCACAUUUUGUUUGGGGGUGGGGGGGGUCGAGGUUAUUAGACGAUACCUCAGGUGACAAUAUUAUAGCCUAGAUUGUUAGUCAUCAUCGGCAUGGUGUAGUGUAAAAACCUGAUUUGCAAUAAGGUUGUUUCCAGUUCUUUCCACAUUUCAUUAAGAUUUUUUUUUUUUUUUUUUUUUUUAAUGGUAUCUUGUUACACGGCAGAUGGAAGUGAAGUGAAGGCGCUCGGCUUUUCUCUGCCUGGACAAAUUCUUUAACUGUGACAUUUCCAAUAACUUAAGCUUCUUCAGGGGAUAACAGUGGCAUGGCAUUAGAAAAACAAACAAACAAACAAACAAACAAACAAACAAAAAACAACGUAAUGUCAGCCAUGUCCACUGCUCUUCGUGUACCGGUCCUCAUUACCAGCAGCACAGGUGUACAUAUUGCUCGGUAAUGUUUCCUGCGGUGUGUGUGUCCUGCUGUCCUGUCCAGUGUUAAUCCGUCGGUCGGCGGGACGUCCCGUUGACUCGACCCCUUUAUGUCUAAAAUGCUUCGGACAUGUCAUACGCGUAGAACCCACAUGUAAAUACUCGUAGAAUGAUAUUUUCUAGACUUGCCAUUAUUGUACAAACAUAUAAAGACAUAAUAAGCCCAGGUUUGUGCGUUUAGGGUGCAUCGACUUCACGUUGACGGUGUUUUUGCACACAACCAAACGGCUAAAUCACCCGAUUGUACAUGUUUACUUCUCCUCUGGACUGCUUCCACAAGUUGUUCAGCCUGUUUCUCUGCAACCUAUAGAGAGUAGCUAUAGACCUGAAGCACCAGUUGCAGUUUUUGGUGGCAGAUCACCUUACAGCUCUUGAGAUUUUAACGCUGGGAAUGUCUGUUGCAGGGUUAGUUUUCUUACUUUUUUGACAAAGCAGGAAGUCUCAUGAACUAAGUGCAGAUUGCAUCGGGGGGCGUCUCGUGUCAUGAACAGAGAACGCCCCCCCCCCCCCCCCCCUCCUCCCCAAACCUGUAAGUGUCUUCUACUUCUUAAGCCAUUUCAAUGCAGUGCCCAGUCUGCCGGUUUACAGGGGGGCAUUUUGUCGUUUUAACAUAUCAGAGAUUAAAGAGAAGCUGUUGUCGCCCGGCUCACUGACCGCCGGGCUUUUACUCCUGACGUUUUGUUGUGGGGAUUUCUUUUAGGAGCUAGACUGACAGGGAAAAGUUUUUUUUGCCACUGUGCUUCCAGACCAGGUUGAGAAUUUUUUUUUUUUUUUUUUUUUUUUUUUUUUUUUACAGAAAACCCUCUUCAAAAAUAAAACUAUUAACUGUUAAGCCAUUAAAACGGGAAGAGUUGACCAAAGCCCUUGUUGCAGCUUUUAUUUUCAGGGAAAGAUUUCCACAUGUGAAGUCCUGAUAAUCAAGGAAGACAAAAACAUUCUGUUCCAAAUGAAAGUUGAAUCAGCCGGUCACAUGUUUAGACAUCAAAACCUACACAUAACACAGUUUUAUCUGCUCAUAUUUAAUUGUGCUUUUCCUCAAAAUUGAGAGACAACUCCGUUUCUCGUGGAGGAAAACAGUGAUGUUUCCAGCCUCAAACUUACCUUUGACUCCACUUCUCUCUCAUAUCCCGACUUCACUCCCAAACUCGGUUACGUUCAUCAGCGCAUCACUUGAUCCUCUCUGAAAAUGAUGCUUGGGAAACCACAAACAAGCUCUCCGAAGUGUACCUUCUGAAUGGUUUGAUCUCAAUGUAACGCUGAAUGAGUGACACAAUGAGCUUCCUGACUUGUUCUUAGUCUUCUUUUUAUGCCGUCUGCAAAAGUUCAAAGUGGAUCUGCCUUUCAGUCAGCAGUUACAUACGACUCUGAGGAACUUCUUUUUAAUCUUUCUCGUUCCGUCUUUGUAUUCUUCUGUAAAAGAAAUGGCUUCGCAUUUUGAGUGUGGCUACUUUUUGUGUCUUGACUUGUAUAUAUUAUUAAAGCAUUGUUGGAAAAACUGA